GUCCCAUGAUCAUGCCGCGAUUCCGGGCGUUGGCCAUGUUGGACUCGUUUACCACCAGGUGUCUGCACCUUUCCUGUUCACCGGCACCGUCACAGGUCAGCCAUUUGAGAGUUUCUGUUCUCCAUGAACAGCGGGGAAAUGGCCACAGGACCCCAGAGAACCAGGAGAGAGGCUCUCAUGGCCUUUGGGGAUGUGGCUGUGGAUUUUACCCAGAAGGAGUGGAGGCUGCUGAGCCCUGGUCAGAGGACUCUGUACAGAGAAGGGAUGCUGGAGAAAUACAGCAUACUGGUCUCAGUGGCAGAAUCAAAGCCAGAAAUCCAUCUCUUCCACUCUUGCCCACUGGCCUUCUGCAAUCAGCAUUUCCUCAACAAACACAUGUUCUGCAACCAUCCCCUUCAGUUGUCUCCAGGCUUAUUUGCCAAAACUUACCUGCAACCAAGGAAUCCUUGUGCUGCGAACCAGAAGCAGCAGCAGCAGCAGCAACAACAAUUUUCUGACCAAAGUUGCCAGAUUAAUGCAGCAGAAGGUCAAGAGACAAAAGAAAGCUCCAAACCCUUGUUUAGGAGGGAGAGAGGAACAUCAAGAACAUUUUCCAGCCCACCCCUAAGACAGCCAGUAAAUUCUAGGGAAAGGAACAGAGUGGUGCAAAUGGAGGACAACCAAGCCCAGAGGUCAAAUCCUAAGGAAACAGACAAAGUAUUAAAAGGAGCAGAAAAUUCAAGAUAGGGAGCCUUCAGAUGUGGACAAGCCUUUAGCCAGAAGUCAAAGCUACUCAUGCACAAGAGAGCACACUCCAAGAAGCAUUUUACAUGCAGGGAAUGUCAACAGGGCUUUAGUGGCAUGUCAGCAUUGCUCCUGCAUCAGAGGAUACACAUGGGAGAGAAGCCCUAUGUGUGCAGGGAGUGUGGGCAAGGCUUUAGUCACAAGACAAACCUCAAGAAACACCAGAGCACACACUCGGGUGAGAACCCUUAUGCAAAGUGUGGACAAGGCUUUAGCAGUAAGUCACACCUCAUCACACACCAGAGGAUGCACUCAGGGGAGAAGCCCUUUACAUGCAUGAAGUGCGGGCAAAGCUUUAACUUGAAGUCAAAUCUCAUCAGACACAGGUGGAGACACUCAGUGGACAAGCCUUUUGUGUGCAAGGAGUGUGGGCAAGGCUUCAUCCAAAAGUCUUCCCUUAUCUUCCACCAGAGGACACUCAGGGGAGAAGCCUUUUUUGUUUGUAAUGAGUGUGGGCAAGGAUUUAUCUGGAAGUCCAACCUCAUGCAACACCAGAUGGCACACUCAGGGAAGAAGCCUUUUGUAUGCAGGGAGUGUGGACGAUCCUACACCAAUAAGUCAUACCUCACCGUGCAUGACAGAACACACUCUGGAGAGAAGCCUUAUGGAUGCCGAGAGUGUGGGCGAAGAUUUAGAGAUAAGUCAUACCUAAAUAGGCACCAGAGGGCACACUUAGGUGAGAAACGGUUUUUGUGCAAGGAGUGCAGGCGAGGCUUCAACUUGAAGCCAAAUCUCACCAGACACCAGAGGACUCACUCAGGGGAGAAACCUUGUAUGUGCAAAGAAUGUGGGCUAAGAUUUAGCUUGAAAUCUAAUCUUAUCAGACAUCAGAGGAGACAUUCUGGGGACAAGACUUUUGUGUUCAAGGGUUGUGUGCAAGGCUUUAAUGAUAAGUCAGCACUCAUCUUGCACCAGAGGACACAUUCAGAAAAUAAGCCAUAUGUAUGCCAGGUAUGUAGGAAAGAAUUCAGCCAAAAAUCAAACCUCAAUAGACACCAGAGAAUCCACUCUCAGAAGAAGCAUUUUUUGUGUGAAGAGUGUGGCUGAGGCUUUAGUCAAAAGUCACAGCUCAAUAGACACAGAAAAAAUUCAGGUCACCACCCACCACCUCCCCAUCCAAAUUCUGAAAGAACUUCAGGGGCAGUUCCUUGACUCUAUGAAUGUAAAGAUAACAAUAACAACUAGGGAAUUUUUCUUACUCUCUUGGAGUGUGAAAGAGUAGAAAAAUGGGGAAGUUCUCAAAUGUAAGUGAUCAAAUGACUCAACUUAUCAUUAAGUUUCCCCAGACCAGUGUUUACCUGUGGUCUGAUUUUUGUUUUGUUUUGCCUUUUUUAUCAAAUAAAUUUUGCUUCUUUACAGACCUGUAGCCAAGGCUGUGUCCUUGUUCAGAAAUACAUCACUGAGGCAGAGGGAAUCUAGAAAGUCACAGGGAACCUGAAUCAGCCCAACCAAAUUUCCCAAAGAGAUUCAACCCCUGAGAAAAAUUAAGUCCCACUAGUGUUUAAUAUUGGAGAUUUUGAACCUGUGCACCAGGAAAGGAGGUCAAGGGUUGAGGAAUAGAUAUGCCAGGUGCAAGGAGGUAAUGGCCUGGGACUCUUGGAGAGAUGUCAUUUCUUAGCAAGAGCUAAGCUAAGCUGCCGGGUAUCAAGUAUAGCUGAUUAAGAGAAACCAAAAUGAAAGUAACAGUCAAGCCUUUAACCACGUACUGCAAUAGUUAAUGCAGGCUAAAGCAGAGAAAGUACCAGACCCCUUUCUCCUAUUUUCCAGGGGGUGGAGGUGGGGGGUUGUCUCAAGGUCUUCCCCGUCUCCCACAAAUAAGGAGGUCUCAGCAGAGGUGCUUUAGGGAGGUCUUUGUUUUGAGCUCCAGACAGGGAGGUGCCUGGACUAGGAAUGGAGAUAUGCCCAAGAGCAUGACCAGCCAAGGGAGCUCAAGUCCCUAACUGCAACUCCCUGCAGAGACUGCAAUACACUGCCUGUGCACCAAGUCUUUUGUGGGGUGGGCAGCUUUCCCCAUGAGGCUUGUCAGGUAAGCCUUCGUACUUGCCUAUGGUCAAGACUGAAAGGUCACACAUAGGUUUCUGGCCAGGAGCUGGACCCCUAAUUCCUACUGACCACAUCUUCCCAUGGUCAUGCACCAAGGCCAUGCUUCCCAUAGACUGCUUUUAUCCAGUGACCACACAUUGCAGUCACUGAGGCAGGCCUGUUAAUGGCAGCCCGCUUUCAGUGAAAGACU
This is a messenger RNA of Choloepus didactylus (southern two-toed sloth), 3016 nucleotides long. RefSeq names its product zinc finger protein 337 (gene ZNF337). The record is from RefSeq and is a predicted model, not a curated record. Gene Ontology annotation, biological process: regulation of DNA-templated transcription. Lineage: Eukaryota; Metazoa; Chordata; Mammalia; Pilosa; Megalonychidae.